AUGUCAGAGAGCCAUAUAACCAAUAUACCGGCAAAUGGAUAUAAAGACAAAGCCAUACCUAUGUACUACCAAAAUGAAUGUGAAAAAAAUGAAUAUAAUAAAUAUGUUUUAGAUAUGUGUAAUAUGAGCCGUCGAAAUAGUGCAAGAGAAAAUAGUAUACCCAAAAAUGAUUCGGAGCAAAUUCAACCAAAUCCUAUUUUAAACACUUCAGAAGAUGUGACAAAUAUAUAUAAUCCUCAAAAUAAAAAUGAUGGAAAUGAUAUGUUAAAUCAGUUUAAUAAAAUAAAAGUAAUUCAAAAUGAAAAACCACAAAAUAGAGGAAUGAAAAUGGCUAGUAAAGCCAAGCCUAUAAAAAGGGUAAAAGGAAAUUUUCUUACUAAAGAUUCAAUUAGUAGAGAUAAUUUUAAUACCCCAAAUGAACAAGUAGAAAAUAAAUUCAUAGGUAAUGGCAAUGUUGCCCCGUUUAACGGUGCAAUUAACAACGGAAUAAAUAAUACCAUAGAUGGAAAUGAGGAUAAUAAAAUAUUAAAAUAUUAUGACAACUUAAAUAAUAAUCUAUUAUCUAAUAAUUUAUUACGAAAUAAUGGAAAUUUUUUGAAUUCAAAAAUGGAAAUAAAUAAUCCAGUAUUACAUAUAGUUGGAAAUAUUAUUUCCCGUAAAAAUUUGAUGUCCAAUAUUGGCGUAAAUUAUUAUACAAAUAAUAUUAUGAACGAGCAAGGUAAUAAUGUAAAUUUUGGAAAAGAUAUCGAUCUAAAUGGUAAGCAAAAUUUAAAUCAAUCAGAAGAACAAUCUGUUGAGAAAAAUAACCCUGAACAAUUAUCAACAGAAAAUAAUACCAAUAAUAAUUUAUUUCAUUCUCAAAAUGUAACAAACAAUAAUAGUAAUGACAUUACAAGAGGUAUGAAUAAUAAUAAUAAUUGGGGAGGACCAAAUAAAAUUUCUCCCUAUAGUUUAAAUAGUGUUAAUCUAAAUAUGCUAAAUAAAAAAUAUAAUUAUAGUAUGAGCAAUGGAAAUAUAAAUGCAAAUGUAUUAAAACUUAUAUAUCGCAAUGAUAAAUAUCCAAACAUUAAAAAUGUAGAUAAUCCAUCUUAUAUACUAAAUGAAGAAUAUAAUAAAAAUAUGAGUGGCAACCAUACAAGUAGCAAUAGUACUAAAAGUAGUAGUAACCACAGUACAAACAGUAUUAUAAGUUUUAGAGGUGUAAAUAAUAAUAAAAAUUUAAAGAUAGAUAAUAAUGAAAAAAAUUCAAAUAAUUUGAAAAAUACAAUUAAUGAAGAUAAUUAUGGAUAUAUAGAUCCAAUGCAAAAUUCUUCUGAACAAUUUCGAUCAAUAAUAAAUGCACGAAAUCAAGGAAAAAAUAUAAAAAAUGUUGUAAAUUUAAAAAAUUCAAAUAAUAUUCCCCCCAAUUUUAAAAUUAAUAAUAAAGAAAAUGUAAGAAACCUUGGAAUUCAUAUGGUUCCAAAUGGAUUAAGAAAUAACAUUGUAAAUAAUAUGAAUGUUGGAAUGGGUAAUGAUAUAACUAAUAACCUUGUUAAUCAUAUAAGCCAAAAACUUCCAAGUAUGAUUUAUUUAAAUGCAAAAAAUAAUGGUAAUCGUGAAUUGAAUAUUCCAAAGGCUCACUUAAAUGGUCUUAGUCCUGAUAUCGAUCCAAGUUAUAAAAACACAAAAGAUUUAAUCCCUUUACAUGACAAUAAUAUGAAUCAUCCCAAGCUAGUCGAUGGGAAAAUCAAAGCGAUGCCCCCAAAGGAUUCAAAACUGAUGAUAGACUCUGUUCGAAGCGACGCAAGCGUUAGCAAUGGUAGCAAUACUAGCGGCAUUAACAGCAUUGGCAAUACUAGCGGCAUUAACAGCAUUGGCAAUGGUAGCGGCAUUGGCAGCAUUGGCGGCAUUAGCAGUAGCGGGGCGAGUGGCGGUGUCGCCCAUGGUAGGAUCGGGGCGCCAAACAUAAGCAUGGCAGCAAAAAUAAAACCAGGUAUCAUGCUGCCAAACUGUGGAAAUAUAAAACUGAAUAAUAAUUUUAUUGAAUAUCAAAAAGAAGUAAACAAUAAUAAUAAUAAAAUAAAAAUAAACAAUAUACAUAAUGUAAAAAAUGAAAUGAUGAAUGAUAUAAAUAAUUAUAUUUAUAAACCCAAUAUAGAUAUUCGAAAUGAUAAUAAAAUAAUGAUGAAAGAUAUAACAAGAAAUCGGAAAGAAUAUUUAGUAGAACCAUAUAAAAAAUUUAAUCAAGAAAAUUAUCAUAUUAUGAAAAAUAUAUUAUUUAGUCGCAAUUUUGUUAACCCUCAAAUUAUGAAUGGAACAUUUAUUCCUAAUUAUAAUAUGCGAAGAAAUGGUAGUAGUAGUAGUAGUAGUAUUGCAAGUAAUAUAUCAAACAAUAGUAACAUUAUUAAUUGUAGUAAUAGUUUAUUUUAUUUAGAUAAUGUGUUAGGAUUUAAAAAUAAUAUAAAAUCGAAUGAACAACUAAAUAAAGAUAUUCCUACUUUUAGUAAUACAAAAAAUAAAAGUUCAAAUGAAAUAAUAAAAAAAGGCAAUAAAAUAAUAAUAACAAAAUAUGAAGUAAAAUCCUUUUUAGUAAAUACAAUAAAAGCUAUAGGAUGUGUAUUAAAAAAAUGGAAAAAUAAAAAAAUGGGUAUGUAUUUUUGGUUUCAUAUACAAUGUAUAGAAACUGAAAAAGAUUUAAAUUUUUAUAUUAAUAUUUUUAAUUCAUUAUUUGAAAUAAUAACAGGCAAAAAUAUAUAUUAUCAAAAUAAUGAUAUAAAUAAUAUAAUAAAUAUAUUUAAAGAAUUUAUUUUAUAUGAUUGUAAACAUAUUUUUAAAAAAAGUAUUAAAGUGUUAAAUAAUUAUGCAAAAAAAAAUUCAAACAAUUUCUCAACCUUUGGAAAUUUUAAAGAAGAUAUAUUGAAUGUUAAUAAAUCUAUAUUACUAAAUGAGGAUGACAAAAAAUCAUUCCUUACAUCAUCAGAUAAUUUGGUGCCAUCUACUGGUCUUGAAGUUCAAAAUGAAGACAACAAAAAAGAUAACUUCUUAGAACAUUUAUUUAACUCUAUGAAAGAUAAUUAUAAUUCUCUUGAGAAAAAUAAUGCAGGGAAGUUGUACUUAUCUAAUAUGUUUACAAGUUUUAGUGAAUUAAAUUAUAAUGAAAUAUUUAAUGUCUUUUUAAAGCAACCAAAUUAA
Plasmodium vinckei vinckei is the source of this 3171-nucleotide messenger RNA. RefSeq names its product conserved Plasmodium protein, unknown function. The transcript has a single exon. The record is from RefSeq and is a predicted model, not a curated record. Lineage: Eukaryota; Apicomplexa; Aconoidasida; Haemosporida; Plasmodiidae. Bases 1 to 3171 code for a protein of 1056 amino acids.